Messenger RNA from Hordeum vulgare subsp. vulgare (domesticated barley), 2129 nucleotides. Its product is annotated as F-box/FBD/LRR-repeat protein At5g53840-like. NCBI's taxonomy places the organism in Eukaryota, Viridiplantae, Streptophyta, Magnoliopsida, Poales, Poaceae. Gene Ontology annotation, molecular function: protein binding. The transcript has a single exon. The coding region runs from base 468 to 2105 and encodes 545 amino acids. The record is from RefSeq and is a predicted model, not a curated record.
AACAAUAUAAAAAAUGCUCAUAUAGUUUUGAAAAUCUUCACUUUCGUUUAGAAAAUGUUAAACGUGUAUUUGGUAAAACAUUAUUAUCUAUUCGACAAAGGUUGAAAACAUGUAUUUUCAAAAUUAUACACAAUAUAUUUGAAAAAUUCGAAAGUGCAUGAAAAAUAUUUAUGUGCGUGUUAAAUGUACUGCACACUAAAAAAAUAGACAUGUUUUAAAAAACGAAAACCAUUGCAAAGCGAGCGUGCGAGGGACUGGUCUAAUGGGUCGGCCCGAUAUGACCUGCCACAUCAGCAAAUCCCACCCAAACAUUCUUUAAGGUUUAAUAUAAAGCGCGUCCAAGAAUUUGGAGUGCUGAGUUCAGGGUUUAAUUUAGGUUAUAUGUACAAGUUCAAGGUUUGUUUUGGACUUUUUCCACUGUAAUAUAUACUCCUGCUGUCAAAAAACCUAGCACGUCCGCGUCCACGAUGGCCGCCGCCGCCGACGCCGCCCGUCUCUCCGCCCUCCCCGACAAUCUUCUUCAGCACAUCCUGUCCUUCGCGCCGGCCAAGGAGGCCGCGACCAGCGCCGUCCUCUCGCGCCGAUGGCGUCCGCUGUGGCGCCGCACGGGCGUCCUCAACCUGGACAGCAGACACUACUCCGCCCAAGAUCGCUACGGCUGCUUCGACGUCUUCUUCCGCGACGCCAUGGCCGCCCUCGCCGCCUACCGCCGCCGUCGCGGGACGACGACCCUCAAGAGGCUCACGCUCUUCCUGACGGAAGGCGCCUACCGUCCCCUCAAGAGAUGGUACAGCGACCCCGAACCAAAAGAAGAAGUCCGGGUCGCCGCCGGCAUCCUCGCCGACCCCGCGGCGGCCGGGCUGGAAGGGCUCCGCAUCGCCGCCAAGGAGCAAAACCAGUGCGACGAGAUGUACAGCCCGCCGCUGGGCUCCCUGCCGUUCGCCGCCACGCUCCGGGUGCUGGAGCUCGAGCACUGCAACCUCAAGGCGCCGCCGCCGUCGGCGCGCCUGGCCUUCCCGUGCCUCACGGACCUCACGCUGCGCCACUGCUUCGCCUUGGAGGGGAAUCUCCAGGCCCUGGUCGACGACGCGCCGUCGCUGACCAGCCUCGCGCUGGUGAACCUUCGUCAGAUGUCGCCGGAGCCACCUGGCUCCAAGAAGAAGGCGAUUUACAUGCAUGAAGCUUUCAGCCUGCGCCUGCGCCUCCGCUCUCCGACGGUCACCGCCCUGGUGCUCGAGACACCUUAUCUCGCCUGGGGCGAGCUCGACGAUCCCGCCAACACGGGUAUCGAGCUCGACAUGCCAAGCCUGCGCUCCUUCCGCUACAGUGGGUACCCUAUCAAGCUCUCGCUCGCAUCGCCCGCGCCGGCGCUGGCACGCGUCGACCUCGACGCCACCCGCCGCGAUCCCCGCGUCCACCAGUACGAGCCCACGUCGCGCAUGCUCACCAGCUUCUCCAGCACGAGGGCGCUCAAGCUGCGCCUGGACCACAUCGAAGGCAUCCUGGCCGGUGGGGCCAUCCUGCCCACGUUCCCAAACCUCAAGCUCCUCCAAGUGCACGGCAAAUGCAAGGACAGUGACAGUAGCACAGCGGUGACCGUGGCGAGGCUGCUCGCCUCCUGCCCGGCCAUGUCCGAGCUGAGGCUCAGGCUGGAGAUGGCGUAUGACUACUGGUAUGACGCCAAGGAACACGACGGAGGCCCCUUCGGCGAAUCCAUGGACCGGUUCGAGAGGCUAGCGUGCAUGUCCUCGGCGCAUCGCAACGCGGUGCAGCUCGAUGGCGUCUCAGGGCUCCUGACAAACAGCAAGUUCAGCUGCCUGGAGACGACCCUGCGGAAGGUAACGCUGCAGUUCAAAGCCAAGGAGGUCAACUGCUUCCAGGUGCGGCUGGCCAAGUUCCUCGUGGAGAAUGCCAUGGUGCUCCAGGAGAUGCACCUCGACGAUGGCAGCCAGUUUUGGUCGGACCACCUCCGCCACAAGGUGGCGGGAUGGAGAGCCGAUGCGUUCCAGGCCAGGAACCUGCCGGACGCUGCCGGGUUUCGGGUGUACCAGCUAGCUAACCCUGUGAUAGACCCUAAGCCUAAGGAACUGUCAGGCUACCAUUAGGAUGCGCCUGUAAUAAUGAGAAAA